ACGAGGCAGUCAGGAGCCAGUGGUGAAGCUGUGAGGUUGGAAAUUUGAGUGAAAUCUAUGAGGAAAAUUCUUCUGAGGAUUCAGCAGCAUCAGCAUGCAUACUGAAAUUAUCUUUCACAGAGGAGGUAGUGUGAUUCAAGAUCAACCAUGAACGGGCUCUCAAAUACAUCUCUGGACCUCCAGGACACAAAGAGAAUACAUAACUUAUGGAAAUCCAGAAUGCAUAACUUCAUCCAGAGUCCAAUGCCAUGGAGGAAAAUCAACAGACAGGAAACAAAUGAAACAAGCCUACUGGGAGAAUCCCUUGAGACACUCCUUUCCAAGAAAUGUGGACAAAAAGCAUUUCGGGACUUUCUGAAAUCAGAGUUCUGUGAGGAAAACCUGGACUUCUGGCUCGCCUGUCAAGAGUUCAAAACCUCUGACAGUCAAGAGGAUUUGACACGGAGAGCAGCGAGUAUUUAUAAAGAGUUUGUCAAGGCCGAGUCUCCCAAACAGGUAAACUUAGAUUUCCACACAAGAGAGAUCAUCAGCCAGAAUCUCCAGCAGCCAACUCCAACAUGUUUUGUUGUGGCACAGAGGAAAAUCUACAGCCUGAUGGAGAACGGCUCCUUCCCACGCUUCAUUCAGUCUGAGCAAUACAAAGUCCUGUCUGAUGCAGCUUCUAAGCACAGAGGCCUUGGGAGGCACAGAAAGGCCUUGAAGAUAAGGAGCACCAGAGAUCUAAUGCAGCAUGAUUCAAAACCAAUCAGUUUGCAGUGUGAGCUCUAGCUCUUGCUCAAGAACUGACAUCACGCAAGUUGAUGGUUUAAAGCGUUGCACAGACACAGGCUCAGGAACUGCUGUUGACAGACACUGUGGCACUUCCCCUGUGCUCAACAAUGUCACCUUAACAACACAGUGUCUGACAAGACUGAAAGCUGCCAGAGUAAUGCACAUAACACACUGCAGGCAGUGCCAUCUGGUGCACAGUGAGCAGUGGACAUCACCAGAGGUUAAACUGUACCAGAACUUUCUGUACCAUGUGGUGCUUCUGGCUUGUAUAAAAAAUAAACUUAAUAUUUAUGGUUUUAUAUAACAGUAAUGCACAUGACUGCAGGGCUGUUGUGUAAUUUGUGAUUUUGCACUUAAUGUUUAUGGAAAUCUGAAUGAUUUUGCCAUGUAUGCAUCAUGAGACAUUACAAAAGUACAGACUUUAUUUUGUAGUGAAAUCAUAAAAUUGUUAAAUGCAAAAACUCUUAUCUGUCUUCAUGGCUGUCAUAAAAAUAUAUCCUGUCUCCUUACAGUUGAUGUGCUACUGCCACCCAGUGGUGACUGGGAGAACAAUAUUACAUUUUGAGCUACUGGUUGUGUACAACAAUGAGCCUUUAUGACAAUGAUAGGUUAUGAUGAUAUUUGUUAUUAACUGCAUUGCUCUGUUUGUUGUAUAUCACAUAACCUCACAAAUUCCUACAAAAAAAAUACAUGUCCGUUUUAUAAUUUGGGGCGGCAGUGCCUCAGGGACCUGGGUUGGGCACCGCAGGGUUGCCGGCUCAAAUCCUCGUCUGGACCAAAUAUGAAGUGUGGACUGGCAGCUGGAGAGGUGCCAGCUCACCUCCUGGGCACGAACUGGCACCUUAAGCAAGGCACUGAGUUGCCCAACUGCUCAGGGCGCCUGUCCAUGGGCAGAACCCUCAUGCAUGUAUAGGUCCUAUUUGUGCACGUGUGUGUAUUUCAAGCCUGUGUGUAUAUGACAACAGAGUGAAGAAAGUAAAAAGGUGUUCCUAAAUAAGUUUGCGAGAUAUCCAUUCAGUUUCAGUCUGUUUGAAAUCCUUUCUUGUCAGUUUCACGACAAAUAAAAAUGUUUAGAUUGUCUGAAGUCCUCAAUUUACGAGAGUAAGAAAACAGUAAAAUUGGUAAUUCUUUUCA
Messenger RNA from Epinephelus lanceolatus (giant grouper), 1905 nucleotides. Its product is annotated as regulator of G-protein signaling 21-like. The record is from RefSeq and is a predicted model, not a curated record. NCBI's taxonomy places the organism in Eukaryota, Metazoa, Chordata, Actinopteri, Perciformes, Serranidae.